GUACUUGUCUGCCUCUCUGUGGAACUCCACCAAGGCCAGGGCGGUAGGUAAUGCAGGGCAGUGUCUAGUCCUACCUACCUAUCAUUAAUUAGCUGCUCAGGACUUGCUGCUCUCUGGCAUGGGGAGGCAUUGGUGGGGAGGGAAUUGGAGCAUGAGGCUCUGGCUCCCCAGACUAGACAUGUGCACAAGUUCAGAGAGCCAGCUAGAACAGCAGAUGAGAAGAGAGACUGCCCAUCGUUCUAAACCUGCCAGAACUUGAUGUCCCCACGUCUGACAACGGUGCCUCAGCCCAGUCUCAGGCUCAGAAGUGGCGGGGCUACAGGGGCUACAGGGGAAGCCCGGAUUUGUCUCAAGUUCCUCCUUCCCAGCAGGCGAUGCCUGAGUGUGUUUGACUUUGAGUCGGAUUCCCACCUCGUGAAGGGUGUAUACACACACACACACACACACACACACACACACACACACACGUGCGCGCGCACACGUCCAGACACAUGUCGAGAGCUGAGACCCGACACCCUCAGCUCCGCACCAGCCCGGGGCGCACUCCAGUACACGCUGCCCAUCACCGCGUGACCCCCUGAUCCUCCCAGCCCCUUCUGCACAUUGGCCACACCUACCUCUCCCAGCUGGGACCGCUGUGGUAACGGGUGGGUGGUCAGGCGGGCAGACCCCAGCCGUGACACCCCCAUCCCACCUAACCUUCACCUUGCCAAAAUUGACUCUCCGAAACAGGACUGGUUUUUUUUUUUUUUUUUGGAGCGGAUUCAUUUUUUUUUUUUAAACAUAUUUUCCCCAGCAGACCACAUCUCCGCCUCCAGCUCGCAGUCCCCCGCCCCCCGCACAUAUACCCUGCACACCCGCGCGCACACACACCCGGCGCGCACAGACACACGCUCCCUCCCUCCGGCGCUCUACUCCGCUCCCGCCCGCCCGCCUGCCCGCCCGCCCGCUCGCCUGCCUCGCACGCACUGGCCUCGGCUCCCCGCGCCCGCCGCCGAGCGAAGCUGCGCUGGGCUCGGAGCUGCUCAUGGAGAAAGUGCAGGGAGACAUGGAGAUAGAGCGCAGGGAGAGGAGCGAGGAGCUGUCCGAGGCUGAGAGGAAGGCGGUUCAGGCUACGUGGGCCCGGCUGUAUGCCAACUGCGAGGACGUGGGGGUGGCCAUCCUGGUGAGGUUCUUUGUGAACUUCCCGUCUGCCAAGCAGUACUUCAGCCAGUUUAGAAACAUGGAGGACCCCUUGGAGAUGGAGAGGAGUCCCCAGCUGCGGAAGCAUGCCUGCCGGGUCAUGGGGGCCCUCAACACUGUCGUGGAGAACCUGCACGACCCAGACAAGGUGUCCUCUGUGCUCGCCCUGGUUGGCAAGGCCCACGCCCUCAAGCACAAGGUGGAACCCAUGUACUUUAAGAUUCUCUCUGGGGUCAUUCUGGAGGUGGUCGCCGAGGAGUUUGUCAAUGACUUCCCUGCAGAGACGCAGAAAGCCUGGGCCAAGCUGCGUGGUCUCAUCUACAGCCACGUGACCGCAGCCUACAAGGACGUGGGCUGGGUACAGCAGGUCCCCAACACCACCACGUGAGGAGCGGCCCACCAGCCACGCUGCCCUCUUCGGGGCCGUAGGACCCUCCCAGUUCCCCCCUCCCUGGCAGCACUUUGGGCAGAAGGCCGACUUCUGAAGACAUGCCUUGACCUUCCAUUUCUGGGUGCCAAGGAAGCUGGAGGAACCCCUGACUCGACUUCCCGAAAGGAGGCCUUCGUCACGGCUGUGGUCCCCCACCCCCGAGGCCACUGGGAGGUGGGGCUGGCUCCCUGGAUGCUGAAUCUGGCAGAGGGGAUCCUCCUGCCUCACAGCAGAGGGCACACUCUUCUUAGCUUUUCUACUGACUGUUAGAGAGAGGGACCUGGCAAGUGGCCGGUGGGAAGCGAGGACAAGCCUAUGAGCCACUUCAGAAAGGAACUAGCCCUGCUUCACUCUGCCCACCAGCAUGCAGGUUUCUCCUUACCAUCUCUAGAGCAUCACGCACACACGUCUACCAUAUACAGAUAUAUUCUAUAUACGAUCUCUAUAUAAAUAUAUAUAUAUAUACACACACACAUGCGCGCGCACACACACACACACACACACACACACACACACACACACGUACAUAUCUAUUGCGUGCACCUGCAGGCCCAGAAGCCUGGGUCAUGCCCAGCCGUGGGAAGCCAGGAAGAGUCCUGGUCACACUUCUGAGCAGCUCUACUGGGAGCAGGGAGAAAGCUUACAACCACACAAGAGGAGGGGCCAGGUGGGAGAGCUGGGGUGACUCAGCUUGCCCUGCAUUCUUGCCCCACCCCCCAAAGCAAGAGAACACCUGGUUUGCCAGGCGUAGUAGUCCCAGAACUAGCGAGGCAGAGGCGGGACAAUCUUGAUGUGCAAGUCUGAGAUCAGGUGCUCUCUACCUGGUCUCCAUGGCGGUGGGUUUCAGGCAAACUGGGGCUACCUCGUGUCAAACAAACAAAACAUGAAGAUCUGGCCCCCUUCCCCUCCCCAAGGGUUUGCCUGACUGACCGGGUCACACCAAGAGUUCAGGAGAUCCCAGUGAGGUGUUGGCCAGUGUUUGUGUCUGGUGUUAUGGGGGUGGGGGUGAGGGGCAGACUCAGUGUGGAGCCCUAGAAUGUCAACCUCACUCACUCACUUCACACAGCAGCCAGUCCACAGGACCAGGGGCUGUACUAACACCCCUCAGCAGACCAGGGCCUCUCUCUCCUGCCCUCCUCUGGGGCCACUGGCUCACCCUCUCCACAUAAUUUCCUUCACAUUACUGGGAAACCCCCGUGUGUACCCCUUGGUCGCGUGUACUGUCCUGGAGGACCUCUUACUGCUGUGGCUACCGUGCCUGCAUCCCCUCUGGUCCCACCCUCACACAGCCUUCCUGUAACUGCCUGUCUUUUUGUAGUUUCUGAUGUUUGUAACCAGAUCCAGCUGUGUCAUUAAACAGGUCCGUUCUUCCUGUA
Messenger RNA from Mastomys coucha (southern multimammate mouse), 2988 nucleotides. RefSeq names its product cytoglobin (gene Cygb). Bases 1028 to 1570 code for a protein of 180 amino acids. The transcript has 4 exons. Lineage: Eukaryota; Metazoa; Chordata; Mammalia; Rodentia; Muridae. The record is from RefSeq and is a predicted model, not a curated record. Gene Ontology annotation, molecular function: heme binding; iron ion binding; oxygen binding. Gene Ontology annotation, biological process: oxygen transport.